Molecule: messenger RNA, 1524 nt
Organism: Rhodofomes roseus
Lineage: Eukaryota; Fungi; Basidiomycota; Agaricomycetes; Polyporales; Fomitopsidaceae
Exons: 4
Coding region: 1-1524 (507 amino acids)
Biological process (GO): regulation of DNA-templated transcription
Molecular function (GO): DNA-binding transcription factor activity
Source: RefSeq, a predicted model, not a curated record
AUGGAGUCCAACGAGCCCCAAAAACACAAGUCCCUCACACCUCAGCGUAAGCACCACAAGCUGCUCAAGGAUGGCAGCGAAGUGUGGUCCCAGGAGGUCGAAGUGCUUUUUGUUGACGGUCUGCACAAGUAUUGGGAGUCGCCCUGGGCCACCUACUCCCGCGGCCGCAGUCGCUGGCGCAACCAGUUCAUGGUGGACCACUUGAAGAAACAUGGCAUCGAGCGGUCAAAGAAGCAAGUCGCGAGUCACAUCCAGGUACUGCGCAACAUGUGGAGAGGCGAGCCACAGUUUCACCUCGUCGCCGGCGGAGAAGAGCUAUUUCAAGAGAACGGCCUUCUCGCAUCGCCUAAGCACAAUGAGGGCACCAUUUCGCCUGAGUCCUCGCCGCCGGCCAUCCUCGACUCGCCCGACUGGCGUUCUUCGUGGUCUUCCUCAGCGUCGUCGGCGCCCGACUUCUCUACCUUUCCGAUGAACUUCGGCGCGUCGACUUCGGCGCAGUGUCUCAGCCCCCCUGCGCGUACCAUGUCCGUGCAUCACUCUGACCCAGCGCUCCCGUCCUUUGCGCCCGGAGCGGACUAUGCCACCGUCACGCCCGCUAGCAUCGCUCGUCCGCGCUCCUCGUCGGUCCACCUCGAACCGCUCACUCUUGGCCCGUCGCUGUUUAAUCUUCCGCAGAGCACCAUGCCUGACACACCCGACUUCACCUUCAUGCCUCUGACGUCCCUGUCGCCCAACCGGCUGUGCAAUAUCAACCUCUGGACCGACAGUUCGCCGAUGUGCCUCAUUGACAUCGACAAGCUUACGUCCGCGUCCGGCACUCCCUCAGCGUCCGGGCAGCGUCCGCCGCCCUUCCGGAUACUGCUCCGUCUGCACUUGAAGUAUCCCUCGCACGACGUCCACAACCUGUCUGCCUUCCAGGGCUUCCACGCGAUGGUGUCUUUCGCGGCGCCCUGGGCGUCCUCGGCAAAGUGCCACACCAAGACGUGGGCAGGCAAGACAUGCACGAGCCACGAGGUCGGUCUACUCGAGCAAUUGAAUCCUCAGCAGCCGCAAGCGAUGCUGCCCGGUGGUGACGUCCCGUCGUCCAUGCCCAUCGCUCACCUCCCGCAAUCAGCCCUGACGCGGUGCCGGUGGCUCGAACCCAUGGUCCAGACCAUCUCGCAGCAGAUUGUCGUUGACAGGGAGGUCCUCGCGGUCAUCCUGUACACCAUUGACCGGUCUGCGCCCGCGACGCACGCGCCGGCUGUUGAGCUCAUUGGGUUCCACAAGUACCCGUGGCGCUCGGCGUCCAACCCACAGCCUCUGGCAUCCCCGCCCAUCUCACCUGUGACAUCGUUCGCGUUUCCCGGGUAUGCGGGUCCUCCCACCCCACCGACAUCGCAACAGCAGCUGCAGCCGCCACCACCGCAUGUCCCAGGAACCGGCAGUGACUUCGUGCUGCCAUCCGGUAUGGACUUCAGCCACACGGCGACAGCGCGCGGUCCCAGCCGCAUUGGAUCAAGGGACGUGCAGAAGUUUUUCUGA